Molecule: messenger RNA, 4519 nt
Organism: Scatophagus argus
Lineage: Eukaryota; Metazoa; Chordata; Actinopteri; Scatophagidae
Gene: ccnt1
Product: cyclin T1
Exons: 9
Coding region: 54-2156 (700 amino acids)
Biological process (GO): regulation of transcription by RNA polymerase II; positive regulation of DNA-templated transcription, elongation
Cellular component (GO): nucleus; cyclin/CDK positive transcription elongation factor complex
Molecular function (GO): cyclin-dependent protein serine/threonine kinase activator activity
Source: RefSeq, a predicted model, not a curated record
UGACGUAUGUUCCUGUGACGCGCAGAAAUUUUAAACUAUCGUCCUUCUCAGUGAUGGCGGCUUCGUUUCGUUCUCUCCCUGCAAGCUGUAAUAACAAAUGGUACUAUACCCGACAACAGAUCGACGACAACCCAUCUCGGCGAGCUGGACUUGAUCCUGACAAGGAACUGUCCUACAGACAACAGGCAGCGAACCUGCUCCAGGACAUGGGACAGCGGCUCAAUGUGUCCCAACUUACUAUUAAUACAGCCAUUGUGUACAUGCAUCGAUUCUACAUGGUCCAGUCAUUCACCAGAUUUCACAGAAAUGUAAUUGCUCCUGCUGCACUCUUUCUUGCUGCUAAGGUGGAGGAGCAGCCCCGUAAGCUGGAGCAUGUUAUCAAAGUGGCCCAUGCAUGCCUCAAUCCUCAGGACCCUUCUCCAGAUGUGCGCAGUGAUGCCUACCUGCAACAAGCCCAAGACCUGGUCAUUCUUGAGAGCAUAAUACUCCAGACCUUGGCUUUUGAAAUCACCAUCGACCAUCCGCAUACUCAUGUUGUCAAGUGCACUCAGCUUGUAAGAGUUGUUCCAGCGAGCAAGGAUUUGGCUCAAACAUCAUACUUUAUGGCCACCAACAGUCUGCACUUGACCACGUUCUGCCUGCAGUAUAGUCCGCCCGUUGUGGCUUGCGUGUGCAUCCAUCUUGCCUGCAAAUGGUCCAACUGGGAGAUCCCUGUGUCUACAGAUGGCAAACACUGGUGGGAGUAUGUUGAUCCCACAGUCACCCUCGAGCUGCUGGAUGAGCUCACGCACGAGUUCCUGCAGAUUCUGGAGAAAACACCCAGCCGGUUGAAACGGAUCCGCAACUGGAAGGCGGGAGGUCAGACACCAAAAGCCAAGCCCAAAGUCCUGGAGGAGGGCGACCAGAGGGACACCAUGAUGAGCAUGAUCUCUAUGGCCUCAUCAGAGAGCACUGUGGCAGGCCUGAUGAGCCUCUCAGCUCCACCUUCGGCCUCUUCCUCGUCAUCCAUGGGUGACAAGGACAGGGGUGCAUCUGGCAGCGCUCAGACUUGGAGCGGAAAAGGUCUGGCCGCAUCUGAUCAGCAGCAGCAGCCCAACAACGAGGUUCACACCCCAGCUAAGGUGUCACUGAGCGAGUACCGUGCCAAGAAUGCAGAUGUCCUGGCUGCCCAGAAGAGGAAGCUGGAGAACAUGGAGGCAAGCGUGAAGAGGGACUAUGCCAACGCUGCCCAGGCUCUCAUUGGCCAGCAGCAGAGGAAGGAGAAGCAGCAGCAGCAGCAUCACCAUCACCAGCAGUCCGGCUCAUCAUCCUCCUCCGACAUGUCCAAUCCGUCUCCCAUAAUUCUGAAAAUCCCCUUGGAAAAGGAGAGGCAUGAUAGGAGCUCUCUGAAAAUGCGUUUCCCUCUAGCUGGGGGAGGAGGCAGCGGGCAUAGUGCCAGCUCCCGAGGUCAGGAUCAGGACAUCAAAGUCAGAAUACGUGUGCCUGAGAAGCAAAGGAGCAGUUCAGGAGAGGAGGGCAAGAGCAGGGACAAGCACAGAGAGCGGUCGAACCACCACCACCAUCAUCACCACCACUCCCAUCACCACCACUCCUCCUCUAGUAGUGCCUCACUCUCCUCUUCACACAAACAUUCAUCUAGCUCUGGUGGGGCAGUCGGAAACAGCAAAAAAGCCCCCAGUGACUCUUCUAGAACAAGCUCUUCAUCCUCUUCGGCCUCACGUAAGAGGACGCACUCCCAAGAUCCCACAGCAGGCUCUCACCCUGCUACUAAAGUCAGCAAGUCCUCUAAGAAUCCUUACCAUCUACCGUCCCUGUCUUCCUCCUCUGGGCAAACCUUGGGACAAGGCCCUGACAUUCUGCCCACCUUGGGCCUUCCCCACCACCAAGGGAGCUAUUCACACUCCAAAGGUGACAAGACAGACACUAAUGGACACGGUGCAGCAGGCGGAGCCCAGUCAAAUGAGUACCAGGACACUUUUGAAAUGCUAAACUCACUUCUGAGUGCGCAGGGAGUACAACCGUCACAGCCGUCCAUGUUUGACUACAGGUCCCAGUACGGGGACUACCGGUAUAGUGGUGGUUCCAGAGGGAGCAACCCGAGGCCCCCGCCUCUGCCUUCAGAACCGCCUCCACCUCUGCCACCGUUACCCAAAUGAGUUCCCGAUCAGGAGAUGUAUUGUGUACAUUAUACUUGACAUUAAACAUCCAUAUUAUUACAUGAAGUAUUGUAUUUUUAAAUCACCCAGCAUUUUUUUUAUAGGCGUCAGUGUGACGGCAGCGGAAUGUAGUGGUGAGAUAAGUUUUCAGCCUUUUUCUUUUUACAUUUCACUUAUGGGGCAAUAAUAAGAGGCUUUAAAAGCUUGCAAAAUGUGAGGGGAAAAAAAUACAGAAAAGUGUAGUUGAUAUGUUUUGCUCUUUUGUUUAUGUGGUGAUGACAUUUGGUAUUUUUACCCUCAAUGUUGUGGAGAAACUCAUCAUCUUGAAAUUGUGAGGAGGAAAAAAAUUCCAUGACAUACCUGUCAGUCGGCUGUGUUUUUAUAAUGUUUUUAUAGAAUCUUAUUUAUUAAUUGAAAGAUUUAAAAAAAAGAAAGUUCCCUUUUCUACCUUUUUAAAGGUUUCCCCUUUAUGUUUGUUUUGGGCAGAGGGAUGUUUCUUCAUCAAGACUGUACAGGCUAGUUUGAGAGUGCAUGUCUCCAAAGCCAUCUUUCUAAUAUUUUUGCACCCCUCCCCCCUUUUUUUCAAAUAUUUUCUUUAUUUUUUACCUUUUUUUUUAUCAGCCAUAACCUAAACAAAGAGGUGUCAGCCCCACCCCUGGUGUAUUGUUUUAUUUCCUGCAUUUUUUGGGGGGUAAAAUUGUACAAAAACUGUAAAAUGUUUUAAAACAAACAUGAAAUAUUUUUACAUUUUGUUAUGAAAAACUGCAAAAAAGAGGAUGUAAAUUAAGGAAUCUUGUACUUUUGUUUUUAGAUUUUGAGUGUUGCAGUCAUUGUUUUAAAUGGUUGUAAAAUAUUCACAUUCAGUUCUCUAAUAUUUACACUAAUGUUCAGUUCAAACGACAGAUGUGUUGCACAUCUGUAGUUAAUCAACAGGUAGAAAGAGAUCAAACAUAUCAACCCGGUAUGGUCACAAUGAAGGAACUGCCAACAAAUAUUUUUUAUCCUGUCAUGUAACUGUCACUUGGUCUUCAGUUUCCUGUGGACGGCGAGUCUUUUAGGGUGAUCUCAGCUAAAUGCAAAGAUGGAAAUGUAUAGCAUAUAUGUAUUUACUGUGUUUUAAGUGGCAUUGGAAAGUGCCACACCCCCCUGUCAGACAAGUCACCUUGAAACUGCGCCAGAAAAACAACUUUUUUCCUGCUGGUGCUCGCUUUGUGGUGACCAUAUCGAGCACAGUAUAUAAUAAAGUAUUGACAAUGCACAGUAUCAAUGUAUUCAAAUAGCAUCUGUCUGUCAUCCAUCUGUUGUGGUUGUCUUUCGUUUAUGCAUUUUCUUUGGGGAUGUUUUAAAUGUGCAAACCCCAGUGUAGACCUGUCAGUCGAUGGUUUUGUCUGAUUUAAUCAUGUUAAAGCUGUCUUUUGACUCGUUACCUUUCAAGCUACCUUGGUGGAUAUUCAAAUUGUUGUUUAUAAUUCAUACAUGAGCCAUGAUUGAUCAAAAAUAUUCACACAUCUUUGAUCCUAAAUCAUACACCACAAGCAGGUUGUUGACAUACCUCCACUGUAAGGUCAUAAGCAUGAAGUAUAAUACUGUUUAAUUUGAGUUAAAGAUGAAUUUGUGUUUGAGAAAAAUCGUGGAAAAGGUGCUGUUUGUUGGCAAGCGAAUCGGGUAUCUGUACAUUUAAUACAUACUAAGCUUUAUAUGGUUUUGAUUGUAUAGUAUUACUGAUCUUUACCUGCUUUCUUGUAUCAGUUUGUAAUGAAAAACCCAUUUUUGACAGUUCACAGUGAUGCAGUACAGCAAAUCAGCCAUACAAUUGUAAAAUAUUUUUGUUCCCUUGAUUAUAUAAGGUGAAAGAUUACAGCUCUUUGCUCAGGCAGCAGAGGUUUUAUUAGUUACUCAACUCUUGGUUGUAACAGGGAAACGGUAAAUGCACUGAAUAUUUAUCUCAGUAGGGUUGCCUACAAUGCAAUUGACAAAGUAUUACGUGUAUAAUGGUUAGACUAUUAGAAUAGAUGUCCAAUUGCCAUUUUUAAAAAUUGUUUUAUCUGGUCUGGACAAAUCUUUGAAUUUGAGUAUUAACUUUAUGCUGUGAGCAAGUCAUACAAAAGGACAUGCAUUUCAAAACAAACCCAUAUGUGAGGAAAAAAUGGAAGACACUCAUGCAACCUAGCAAUGCAAAAUCACAUAGCUACAGUAAAUAUCAUGUUUUUUUCUCGUCUUGGUGGUUUUAGUGACACUCAGGUCUGGAAAUGAAAUGUUUUGGGAUUUCUUGUUUUCAGUUAAAAGGUUAUAUGUGAACACUGUUCUUUUUGAUAUAAUGUGGUUGCUUUAUUCUCAAUUAGUCAAUAAAUAUUUUAAGAAAA